AUGACGUCAUCCAGUGACCUUGACGAGGUGUCUUCUUCACAGCCGCUGUCUUUUCAACACAAGCAAAUUGGAAAACGCAAAAGCCGUUCAAACAGCCAAGAACAAGCUCUACAACGGACACUUCCUGAGCGUCGUGGAACCGGGUUCGAAGAAGCAAGUGCACCGGAUGACUUUGAAACGCACCAAGCGAAGCGACGGUCAAGCGCUCGAGCAAAUCUGGACGAAGAGCAAAAGGGCAGUGACGAAGAUAACGAGGAUGCUACACCUCAAGUCUUUUGGCGAGCGAGUGUCAACGCAGUCGAAGGUACUGACUUGUCUGAGCCGACAACGUUUAAAGAUGCUGUUGAUGGACCGGAUCAAGUGCAUUGGUGUGAAGCAAUCUGUGCUGAGUUGGACUCGAUGAAACUUCGUGGCGUGCUUCGAGCGCCCAAACAGCCAGCUGGACAGCAUACCAUUGGCACCAAGUGGGUAUUCAAUAUCAAGCGGAAAGCUGAUGGAUCCAUCGAGAAAUACAAGGCGCGUCUCGUGGCAAAAGGGUUCAAGCAGAAAUAUGGCAUCGACUACACGGAGACGUUUUUGCCGGUAGUCAAGUACGUGACGCUGCGCAUGGUAGUUGCAAUCACGAAGUACUUUGACUGGACACUGGACCUACUGGACGUGGUGACAGCUUUGCUAUGCGAAGAGAUGAAGGAAAAGGUAUUCUGCGAGAUCCCAGAAGGGGUCGAAGUUGAUGAAGACUUUGACUGCUUCGAAUUGUUGAAGGCGAUCUACGGACUAAAAACAAGCAUCGCGCGUAUGGAACGAGAAUUUCCAUGA
Peronospora matthiolae is the source of this 816-nucleotide messenger RNA. The record is from the annotation of a GenBank genome assembly. NCBI's taxonomy places the organism in Eukaryota, Oomycota, Peronosporomycetes, Peronosporales, Peronosporaceae.